Molecule: messenger RNA, 2268 nt
Organism: Penicillium brevicompactum
Lineage: Eukaryota; Fungi; Ascomycota; Eurotiomycetes; Eurotiales; Aspergillaceae
Exons: 10
Coding region: 1-2268 (755 amino acids)
Biological process (GO): transmembrane transport
Molecular function (GO): oligopeptide transmembrane transporter activity
Source: RefSeq, a predicted model, not a curated record
AUGGCGACCGUCGCGAAGGAUUGCAACAUCCAGGAACAGGAUCUCCGUGAUAAAGAGAUCCGUGAGAAUUCGGAUUCCGAUACAGACUCUCAAACCGAUGUCCUGCGCGCUGCCGGUAUAGGCAUCGCCGAGAAUGAUCCCACCGAGCCUAUCCUCACCCUCCGCAUGUGGGUGAUUGGAAUUUUCUUCUGCAUCAUCGUCUGCGGCCUCAAUACACUAUACACACUCCGUACCCCAUCAUUGACUAUUUCGGGCUCGGUGGUCCUCCUCUUGGCCUAUCCACUGGGAAAGUUAUGGGAGAAGAUUGUUCCUGACUGGACUGUUCCGCUGGGAUCGUGGUCCUUUGGAUUGAAUCCAGGUCCAUUCAACACGAAGGAACACACUUUGAUCUAUGUCAUGUCCAACCUUAGCAUCUAUGUUCGUCUCGGCGCCGACGUGCUGACCGAACAGCAAAUGUUCUACGGGUACAAGGCGGGAUGGGGGUUCCAGAUCCUCAUCACGCUCGCCACCUUCUUGAUCGGUUUCUGUCUGGCUGGCCUGUUCAGAUCCAUUGUUGUCGUCCCCAAGGAGCUGAUCUGGCCAGGUGUUUUGAGUGUCACUGCCUUGACUACCACUCUUCAUCACAUUAACCAGAACCAGGUUCAAGCACGCUACAACACUUGGAAAAUGUCUCGCUAUGCCUUCUUCACUAUGGUUUGCUGUGUUUCUUUCUGCUGGUAUUGGUUCCCGGACUUCAUUUUCCCUGCGCUCAGUUACUUCAGUUUCCCCUGUUGGAUCAAGCCGAACAACAAGGUUGUCAACCAGGUUUUCGGAAUGAGCUCUGGUAUGGGACUGCUUCCUAUUACCUUUGACUGGAGUCAGAUAUCUUACGUUGGAUCUCCUCUUCUGAUUCCUGCGUGGGCUAUUCUCAACGUCAGUGUUUCCUUGGUCUUUUGGAUCUGGAUCGUCGCCGUUGCUUGCUAUUACACCAAUGUCUGGAACACUGGUUAUCUGCCCUUCCAAAGCUCCAAGGUUUUUGACAACACCGGAAAUGUUUAUAAAGUCAAGAAGAUUGUCAAUGCGGCUUCUGGCUAUAAACUUGAUCUGAAGAAGUACCUUGCCUACUCACCAGUCUACAUGCCCGUGACUUACGCAUUGAACAUGUUCGGUCUUUCAUUUGCGACACUGAGCUCCCUCCUCGUCUGGGUCAUUCUUGAGAAGCGCCAUGUCAUUGCCGAUGCAUGCAGACGUGUUCCCGUCCUUGUCAUGGAAUCGCUUCCCGGUCGCUCGAGGGCAUACAGCGAAGAUGACCGCGGGGAUCCCGACGUGCCUGUCUGGUGGUACUUGGUAGGCUGUGUCAUUGCCCUCUUCAUGGCCAUCUUUGCCGUUGAGUGGUGGGAUGUCGAACUGAGAUGGUAUGGCGUGUUGCUGGCGUGCCUUGUUGCACUUGUGUUCUACCCUCCGCUUGCAUUGGUCUAUGCAACUUCCAACCUGAAGAUCAACAUCGACAUUUUCUGCCGUAUUGUUGCUGGUUUCGUCUUCGAAGGCAAGGUGCUGGCCAAUAUCUGGUUCUUUGAUAUCGGCUACAUCACCACCAUCAAGGGUCUUUAUUUCGCUCAAGACAUGAAGCUGGCCUACUACUGUCAUAUCCCCCAACGCCAAUUAUUCCUAGUGCAGUGCGUCGGCAUGGUCGUCGGCACACUGUCCUCCCUCGGGGUCCUCAACUGGGCUCUCAACCACAUCAGCGGCGUCUGCACCAGUUCCGCAGUCAACGGCUUCAGCUGUCCCUUCUCCAGCACGCAUUUUAACACCUCCCUAAUCUGGGGUGCCAUCGGCCCCCGUCGCUACUUCUCCAACCAAAUCGGAUACUCCGCCCUACUAUACUUCUUCAUCAUCGGCGCCGUCCUCCCCAUCCCCAUCCACUAUCUCAGCCGCCGCUACCCGAAGUCACUGUGGAAGAAGAUCCACAUCCCUCUAUUCAUCGGAGGCUUGAACUACCUGCCCCCAGCGACAGGAAUGAAUUAUGGCAGUUGGGCGAUUGUCGGCCUCGUGUUUGGAGUUGUGAUUCGCAACCGUGUGCGCGGCUGGUGGAACAAAUAUAACUUUGUUCUCAGCUCGGCGAUGGACUCUUCCGUGGGUAUUGCGGGAGUUUUGAUCUUCUUGACGGUUUUCUUUACUGGGGCGAGUAAGCAUUUUAAUUGGUGGGGAACUGAAGUUUACAAGAACACUUGUGAUUGGAAGGGAUGUGCUCAUUUGGCUAUUCCGAAGGGUGGGAAGUUUGGCGAGUAG